GGCUUGACUGACAUUUAAUGGUCAAAUUUUUCAGCUCCCUGCUAAAACAUACAUCUUCCGGCAUCAGUGGGCAGUAGCGAGAGAUUCCAAUCGCUAAAUAGCUGUGCAUUUCAGUUGAUGUCGAUCCGUCUGUAGAAAAAGACAGUUUUUCGGGUAGCGUUUGUUGUUGUUGAGUUUAAAACAUGGCUUUAAAUCCACAAUACGAAGAAAUCGGUAAAGGGUUCGUCACCCAAUACUAUGCCUUAUUUGAUGACUCAGCUAGUCGACCGCAAUUGGUUAAUUUAUACAACGCCGAGCUCUCCUUUAUGACAUUCGAAGGGCAACAAAUACAAGGUGCAGCUAAAAUUUUGGAAAAACUUCAGAGCCUUACCUUCCAAAAUAUCAGCCGUGUACUGACCGCAGUGGACUCGCAACCCAUGUUUGACGGAGGAAUCUUAAUCAAUGUCCUAGGAAGAUUGCAAUGCGACGACGAUCCGCCACACGCGUACUCUCAGACGUUUGUGUUGAAACCACUCGGAACUUCGUUCUUCUGUGCGCACGAUAUUUUCCGCCUUAACAUUCACAACACGGCAUAAACGAACGGCGGGGAAGAUUUAAAGCUGCCACAUCAUUAAAUUAGUUUGGAAAUUAAAAUUUUGCAACUUUAAGCCCAUUUACGUUAAUAUGAAUUGAAUUGAAAUUGAAAUGUCUAGUAGGACCCAUAAAUAUCAGGGAAUGCCGAAGACGGUUACGACACCACGAUGCAGUGAGGAGCUCUUAUGAUUUUACAAUAAACAAUGCUUUAUUAAUAAUCCAG
Anopheles coustani is the source of this 796-nucleotide messenger RNA. RefSeq names its product probable nuclear transport factor 2 (gene Ntf-2). The record is from RefSeq and is a predicted model, not a curated record. Gene Ontology annotation, cellular component: nuclear pore central transport channel. The transcript is spliced from 4 exons. Bases 183 to 575 code for a protein of 130 amino acids. Lineage: Eukaryota; Metazoa; Arthropoda; Insecta; Diptera; Culicidae. Gene Ontology annotation, biological process: protein import into nucleus.